This is a messenger RNA of Melopsittacus undulatus (budgerigar), 3160 nucleotides long. It is a transcript of the gene MEMO1, whose product is annotated as mediator of cell motility 1. Lineage: Eukaryota; Metazoa; Chordata; Aves; Psittaciformes; Psittaculidae. The record is from RefSeq and is a predicted model, not a curated record. The transcript has 9 exons. Bases 193 to 1029 code for a protein of 278 amino acids.
AACAAGAAAAGAACAUUAUGUCUCUUCAUAUAGAACUGCCUUGUGCUGUGUACUUAGGGCAUUUGAGAGUGGGAAUUUUCCGUGCUCAGCAAGACUUGCCAUCGGGGAGUUGUUAUUUGUUGCUUGGCAGCUAAUUUUUCUGUGCCAUGUAGGAGGUUCCACAAAAACUCAAGAGGAAACAAAGGGGGACCAAUGGGACCCCAGCUGAAUGCACAACUAGAAGGCUGGCUUUCUCAAGUACAGUCCACAAAAAGACCUGCUAGAGCCAUUAUUGCACCCCAUGCAGGGUAUACUUACUGCGGAUCUUGUGCUGCCCAUGCUUACAAACAAGUGGAUCCUAAUAUUACCCGAAAAAUUUUCAUUCUUGGGCCUUCCCACCACGUGCCCCUUUCCCGAUGUGCACUUUCCAGUGUGGACAUUUAUAGAACACCUCUGUAUGAUCUCCGAAUUGACCAAAAGAUUUAUGGAGAAUUGUGGAAGACUGGAAUGUUUGAGCGUAUGUCCCUACAGACAGAUGAGGAUGAACACAGUAUUGAAAUGCAUUUGCCUUACACUGCUAAAGCCAUGGAAAGCCAUAAGGAUGAGUUUACUAUUAUUCCUGUGUUGGUCGGAGCACUGAGUGAGUCAAAAGAGCAGGAAUUUGGAAAACUCUUCAGUAAAUACCUAGCUGAUCCUAGUAACCUCUUUGUGGUUUCUUCUGACUUUUGCCAUUGGGGUCAGAGGUUCCGUUACAGUUACUAUGAUGAAUCCCAAGGAGAAAUUUAUAGAUCCAUUGAGCACCUAGAUAAAAUGGGUAUGAGCAUUAUAGAGCAGCUAGAUCCUGUAUCUUUUAGCAAUUACUUGAAGAAAUACCAUAAUACAAUAUGUGGAAGGCAUCCUAUUGGUGUAUUAUUAAAUGCUAUCAACGAGCUCCAGAAGAAUGGGAUGAAUAUGAGCUUUUCAUUUUUGAAUUAUGCUCAGUCAAGCCAGUGUCGAAACUGGCAAGACAGCUCAGUGAGUUAUGCAGCUGGAGCACUUAUGGUCCACUGAACCGCUGAAUGCUCAGGGAUGGCACCUGCACACACCCUGUAUAUGGGGUCCCAGCCUAGCCCUUACAAAGAUACAGUCCCUGGUCUUUGGGUAUACUGAAACCUCAAACUAAUAGAACUCUUCUUUUCUAGUAGGUGUAGUCCUUCCUUAGUUUCAACUCAUUUAAAAAUGCUUUCUUGUUUAGGACAGUGGAAGGAAGGCUGGUAUCAAAACAUUUUGUGUUUUUUAUUUUCGGGGGAGGGAAGAUAACGGCUAUGAAGGCAUGGUGGCAGACAGUCCUUACAAAUACAUGUAAAGCAUUUACCGUAUCCUGAAUUUGCACUCUUUGCAGACCUGUGCACAUAUACUCAGCUUUCAGAAUAGUUUUGCAAGUUGUAAACAGAAAAAGGGUGGAAGCUCUUGAAUGAAAGUAAAAGGAAAAAAAAAAAGAAAACAACGCAUUUAUAAAUGAUCCUGUAUUAGAAUAUAGUAAAACUCCAGUAUAGUCAGUUACUACCCGUGAUGUACAACAGAUAUCUUCUAUUUUAGUUGCUAAUAAAGGGCUACACAAACCAAAAUAGUCUGAUUUAAACUUAUUGCUUUGUGUUCUGUAUGUGGCUGCUUGUUAUUAACAUUCUUUAUCCUCAGUUCAUAUGCUUGAUAAUUCAGCCCUUCUGUAAAAUACUUCAGAAUGUAUUUUAUACUCAACAUUUGUUAUGACUACUUCAUUUCAAGAUUUUUUUAUCUUAAACCUGUACUGAGUUCAGUUGUGCAAAAGAACUUAAAAAACCUUUUGUAUAUCCUAAUCUUUUUGGUUUACAACUAUCUAUAAAAUAGUAUCUUUUAGUAUGUGAUACAAAUUUGUAUCAAAAAUACACUUUGAAUGAUUUUAUGCUGUUUGGUUAUUAAAGUGAAAUAGAUGCAGUAUUUUUAUUUGAAAUGACGAACAGUAGCUUGAAAAAGAUGACUCUUAAGAGUAUCUAUCAAGCGUUCAUAGGCCACAAAAGCCAUACAGUGUUAAGCUCAAGCAGUUAAUUCUUCAGAGAUUUAAUUGGGAGGGGAAGGUGAGGCCUUUUAUUUAUUUUUUUAGUCUUUAUUCUUUGACUGUAGGUAGAAUUGCUUCAUGUUCUUCAAAUAUCACACCUUAAGAGUUCCUGAAUUUUCUUCCAGACAAAAUAAUGGUGUGAUUAUUUGAGUUAUCAUUCCUGAAGAUUUCCUUUCGUUCUGAUAAAUGCAAAGUAGGAAGACAGUUCUGCCUCAUUGUCUAAAUGGAGAUUUCAUUCCCUGGUAUUUCACCUGCUGUCAAGCAAACCUCUUGGUACAUUCAGCUUUUCUGAGUGACAGAGGGGAAUUUCAGAAUUCAAGUUAGAUUAUCUUUGAAAGUUGUAAAUUGCUGCAUACAGAGUCUUUGCCUGAAAGCAUACUAGACAUGUUGUAAUCUUCUCAAAAUACCCUUUUUCAAACAGACACUUCUUACACCACUUCUAUUUUAUUUUGCUUAUCACAGUUGGCCACCAUUUUAGUAGUAAGAGAUGAAUGCUCCAUUUACAAAAUGAACUACUUUGCAGAUGUUCAGAAUCCAUUCCAAAUGCCAGACUCCUUUACAUGUUUGUUGUUUCAGUUGCCUUAUUGCUCGGCCUUGUUCUUGGAAAGUCUCAGCAGCAGACAGGUAAAAGAACUUUCAAAUUACUUUGGGCAGACCAGCAGGAAGGCUCUGCUGGUAGAACUGAAUUGGUAGCCAGUCUUUAUAAAUACUUGUCUGUGCCUUAUUUUAAAAAGUACUUUUAUCAUGAAGGUGUUUAUUUUUUUUUUAAUCUUUGGUGAAUACAAGUUUAAUUAGGACUCAGGUUUCUUUUAGUCUUAUGCCAAAUGCUUAAUGCCAUUCUUGAAACACAUAGUUAAUUGGAAUAGUGAAGUAUAUACUUUCUCCCUAAGGUAAACAUAGUAAUUAGUUUCUGAAUACAAAAAAAAAUGCCUGAGUUGCAUCUCAGUUCUGUAAGAUAGUUUUAAUAAAAACAAAACUGGAAGAGCUUCAAGGAUGUUGGUCAGCCAUUUUGCUCAGCACAAUGUUACAAAAUACCUUACAGUGAAAGCACUUCACAUGUAAACUGUGUAAUGUAUUUUGAAAUAAAGUUUCUAAUUAAAAUGGGAA